UCCAUUAUUGGGUUCUUCAUAUUUUCAUAGAUGGAAUCCUCAGCUACUCAUCCUCCUUCCUUCUCUUCGAUCGAUCAGGUCAACUUCCGAAGUCGUGUUCUCGCCGGCCAUUUCCGUACUACUCGUGAUGAUCAGACUAACUUACUUGAGACUUCUGCAUGUCUCAAUUACUCGCCGCCGGAGCUCUCUGAACGGAUCGAUUUCGACACCUCAGAGUUUCGUAAGCUUAUGGACGGCCACAACCUGCAGGAUCGAGACUGGCUGUUUGGGCUGAUGAUGCAAAGCAACCUUUUCUGCCCUAGAGAGAGAGGGGGUCGGGUUUUUGUGUCACCGGGUUAUAAUCAAACAAUGGAACAGCAGAGAGAGGCGACGAUGAAGCGAAUUGAUUAUUUGCGUGAGAAAGGUGUUUUUGAGGGCUGGCUCACUGGGAAAGGUCCCGAGGCUGAGCUUCGAAAACUCGCUCUGUUGGAGGUCAUGUCGAUUUACGAUCAUUCCUUAGCUAUCAAGGUUGGCGUGCAUUUCUUUCUAUGGGGUGGUGCAGUUCAGUUUUUUGGGACAAAACCACAUCAUGACAAGUGGUUGAGGGACACUGAGAAAUAUUUGCUGAAGGGAUGCUUUGCUAUGACAGAAUUAGGGCAUGGAAGUAAUGUUCGAGGUAUAGAAACAGUUGCGACUUAUGACUCAAAAGCCAAUGAGUUUGUGAUCAACACUCCAUGUGAAUCAGCUCAAAAAUACUGGAUUGGCGGGGCUGCUAAUCAUGCAACACAUACAAUAGUAUUUUCACAUCUUUUAAUAGAUGGACAAGAUGAAGGUGUCCACGCAUUUAUAGCUGAAAUCAGAGAUGCAAAUGCCAAUGUCUGCCCAAACGUCCGCAUAGCUGAUUGUGGUCAUAAGAUUGGUUUAAAUGGCGUUGACAAUGGUCGAAUAUGGUUUGACCACUUCAGGGUCCCUAGAGAAAAUUUGUUGAAUUCUGUCGCUGAUGUCUCUCCAGAUGGACAAUAUCUCAGCGCAAUAUCAGACCCAGAUCAAAGGUUUGGAGCGUUUCUUGCCCCUUUAACAACUGGUCGUAUAACAAUUGCAGGAAGUGCUGUAUAUAUUUCGAAGAUUGCUUUAGCGAUUGCCAUUAGGUACUCAUUGUCGAGGCGAGCCUUUUCUGUCACACCAAAUGGGCGCGAAGUUCUUCUACUUGAUUAUCCAAGCCAUCAACGUAGGUUAUUGCCACUUCUAGCAAAAACGUGUGUCAUGAGUUUUGCUGCCAAUCACUUGAAAAUGAUGUAUGUGAAGAGAACCCCUGAGUCCAACAAAGCCAUCCAUGUUAUCUCGAGUGCAUUCAAGGCCACUUUAACUUGGAAUAACUUGCAAACUCUUCAGGAAUGUCGGGAAGCCUGUGGAGGACAAGGUCUGAAGACAGAAAAUCUUGUUGGCCAUCUGAAAGGUGAAUAUGAUGUGCAAUUGACUUUUGAAGGGGAUAACAAUGUCCUAAUGCAACAGAUUGGAAAAGCCCUUUUUGCUGAAUAUGUGGCUUCCAAAAAGAAUAAAAGACCAUUUAGAGGAUUGGGAUUGGAGCACAUGAACAGAUCUCCUCCGCCUGUCAUCCCUCCUCAACUCACAGGUUCUAUUCUCAGGAGUACCCAGUUCCAGUUUGACAUAUUCUGCCUGCGAGAGCGAGAUCUGCUAGAACGUUUUGCUGCUGCAAUUUCAGAACAUCUAGCACGGGGCGAAACAAAAGAAUAUGCCUUCAUUAUGAGUUAUGAACUUGCUGAAGAAUUGGGCAAGGCCUUCUCAGAGAGAACAAUACUCGAUACCUUUAUAGCAGCUGAAGCAACAGUUUCUGAUGGAUCAUUGAAGAAAGUUUUAGGUGUAUUGAGAUCAAUGUACACGUUAAUAUGUUUGGAAGAAGAUGGUGUGUUCUUGCGAUACGGUUACCUGUCAGUUGAGCAAGCAAGUAUGGUGAGGAAAGAGGUGGGAAAGCUUUGUGGGGAUUUGCGACCUCAUGCACUUGCCAUAGUGAGUUCCUUUGGCAUACCGGAUGCUUUUCUUGGUCCCAUAGCUUACAAUUGGGUUGAAGCAAAUUCAUGGUCUUCUUCUCUUCAAAAUUACUAGCCCAGCCACCAUCAUCAUAAUCAGGUAUUGUUGUGCAAAUAAGAUCCGAAAGGGUUUGUCAUUAUUGAUUAUGUGUUAAAAACUGGAGUCUCGUUGGUAUAAUAAUAAUGAUAACAAUUGUUGUUGAAUUAUUCUUGUUAUUUAAUGUGAUCCAGUGGAUGGUUAUCCCGCUUAAUAAAUUGCUUUUUUAUUUAUUUAUUAAAAAUAAAGAAGUUAUUUUUCGGUGA
This is a messenger RNA of Impatiens glandulifera, 2330 nucleotides long. Its product is annotated as acyl-coenzyme A oxidase 3, peroxisomal-like. Lineage: Eukaryota; Viridiplantae; Streptophyta; Magnoliopsida; Ericales; Balsaminaceae. The transcript is spliced from 13 exons. Gene Ontology annotation, molecular function: fatty acid binding; FAD binding; acyl-CoA oxidase activity. The coding region runs from base 31 to 2103 and encodes 690 amino acids. Gene Ontology annotation, cellular component: peroxisome. Gene Ontology annotation, biological process: fatty acid beta-oxidation using acyl-CoA oxidase; lipid homeostasis. The record is from RefSeq and is a predicted model, not a curated record.